Paramisgurnus dabryanus is the source of this 5038-nucleotide messenger RNA. Lineage: Eukaryota; Metazoa; Chordata; Actinopteri; Cypriniformes; Cobitidae. The record is from RefSeq and is a predicted model, not a curated record.
CUUAUUUGGAUGUGUGUACACAGUGCGCGUGUAGCCUCCAUUUCUGAAGAAGACUUGACACACACGAUUUACGUCAAUGAUGCACCCAAUUUCCUUUGAAUACAACACGGGUCGUCUUCUCUCGAUACUGUCCACGUUGGCCGCCCGGGUGUGAAGUGGACACGCUGAGGAUGGACGUCUUUUCAUUUGCAUGUGUUUUGUCCACACCCCUUGCGAGAUAACGACAGGACCAAGCCUACAGUAGUCUUGCCUUCAGAGGGAGAAACUGACACACGGCUCGCCUUCUGCACACAGACUAUCGAAGAUACACUGUAAAUACACUGAGGAGAUAUUUGGUGUCCGUUGCGCGUCGUUUCGCGGGAAAGUCAUUUCCUUGCAUUCGUUUCGAAGGAUUGAACGGACGCAGAUUUGGAUUUAAACAUCGAUGGUACAAGCCCCGGCGACAGACAUGGAGUCCCUCCAGAGCCACUUCCACUAUGUCCCUGUCUGUGCGCCCUACGCGCAGGGUCCUCAGCAGAUCCAUAACUAGGAGCCAGUCCUUCGCCGGAGUCAACUCCUACGAUAAAUCCUUCAGGCCUCUCUCUAUAUUCAGCACCCCAGGGUGUGUGAGGAAGACACCCUCCAGAGGAAGCAGAAUGUUCACCCUGUCUACUAAAUCACCUCCUCCAAAGGUGCCCCAGCCAGAGAGGCUGGAUGAAGUGUACGAGGCCCUAAAGCGAGGACUGCAAUCCUACAUUCAGGUCCAUCAGAUGGAGCUGGACAGUCUGAACAGACAAAUGAAGGAAUCCAAAAGAAAUUCACGCUUGGGGUUUUUGUAUGAACUUGACAAGCAAGUGAAAGUGAUUGAGAGAUUUAUGAGACGGCUGGAGUUCCAUCUCAGUAAGAUCGAUGAACUCUAUGAGGCCUACUGCAUGCAGCGCAGACUGAGAGAUGGAGCCAAUAAGAUGGUGAAAGCUUACACGGCCUCUCCAGGCAGUAGGGAGGCCAGAGAGAGUCUGUCUGAAGCUAACAAGAGCUUUAAAGAGUACACUGAGAAUAUGUGCAUGUUAGAGAGUGAGCUGGAGAAUCAGCUGGGGGAGUUCCACGUCAAAAUGAAGGGGUUAGCGGGUUUUGCACGGCUUUGUGCAGGAGAUCAAUAUGAGAUUUUUAUGAAGUAUGGUCGACAGCGGUGGAAACUACGGGGUCGGAUUGAAAUCAAUAGCAAGCAAGUGUGGGACAGUGAGGAGAUGGUCUUCCUCCCCCUCAUCACAGAGUUCCUGUCUAUAAAGGUGACUGAGCUAAAGAGCCUGGCCAAUCAUGUGGUAGUUGGGAGUGUGUCCUGUGAGACUAAGGACCUGUUUGCUGCCCUGCCCCAAACAGUGGCUGUGGAUAUCAAUGACCUGGGCACCAUCAAACUCAGUCUAGAAGUCUCUUGGAAUCCAUUUGACAAAGAUGACCAGUCAUCUUCAGCUAGCACAGUCAACAAGGCUCCUACCGUCAAUAAACGCUUUUCAACGUACAACCAGAGUCCUCCGGACACGCCUUCUCUACGAGAGCAGGCCUUCUAUAAUAUGUUGAGGAGACAGGAAGAAAUGGAGAACGGAACAGCGUGGUCAAACUCUUCCGAAUCCUCAGACGAUUCCUCCAGUCCUCAGCUUUCCGCCGGAAUGCGGCACGCUCAUAAAAACUUAGUUCAGCCUGCGGUACAAGUUGCUCCGCCAGCCAUCGAAAUCUCCUUUGCCCCUCGUGAAUCAGCCACCUCCACUCCCACCCGCCUGGCCAAUCAGAAGGAAGAGGAUGAGGACGAAGAUGAGGAAGAUCUGAAGAAACCAGCAGCCACUAUAAUAGACACCACUGUUGCUCCUGUGAAACAGGAAGUGCCCAAUGGUCAUCCCCGGUAUUCUCGCUCUCUCAGUCACAUAAGCGAGAAAAGUGUAGAUGGUGUUGUGACAGACAGGUUGUGUGGGGAAUCCUUGGAGACCACUGAGGUGACCUCGACAGCCCCCUGUUUAUUAGAAACUGACGAUAUCCCACAUCGGGCAGAACCAUGUUUUGUUGUUCCAGAAUCUCAGGAGAUCUGUCCCAUUCCUGAUGCCACCACCAAUGAGCCAACCUGCACCGCUGAACCACAAAACUGUAUAGAAAGUAGCAAAACGUGCCAAUCAGCUACUUCUGAAAAAGCUAGACCCAGCUCUGUCUUCGACACAUGCAAAGAGAACGACUCUUCCCCUAAUGCUUUGUCAAAGCAGAUGGACACUGAAGCUAGUAGGACUGAUGACCUCACAAAGACAGAAACGAACAAUGUACUAGUCAAAAAGUCUGAUUCUUUAUCAGAAACUAGACCUACGGACAGUUUGGAGGCACAAUCGCCAGAUUCCUGUUUGGGGGAGGCUCUUAGUGCUGUUAUGUCCUCCCUUGAUGAUUAUAGAGGCCAGUUUCCAGAACUGCAAGUCUUAGAACAAGAGCUGAAACUACUAGAAGAGGCGCUAAGAGCACGGAGUCGCAGUCGCUCGUCCAGUGUCAGUUUGACGGUCGAGACAGCACUUGGAAGCUUCGACUUUCUCAAUACAUCAGACCUGGACGACGAGGAAGAGGAGGAGGAUGGUGAGAGACAGAAUGUGACAGACAGCACCGAGGAGCAGCCAGCGGCUGUGGAGAGCACAGAGGAGGAUGAAGGUUGUGAAGCACCAUGUUGGGACACUCCCUCUACUCCUCUCAGCACAGGAUGCCCGACUCUAGAUCACACCCUGCUGGUUCAUCUGAGGAACUGCAGCUCACAGCUGCUGAGGUUAGGCACAUUCGGGCCUCUACGCUGUGGGGAGAUGUAUGCUCUUGACCGUCUUCUCAGGGAGGCACGAGUCCUCGAGCUCAUACGAUGGGUUGUCAAGGACUCAAAGACUGGGGACAGCCAACCAGAGGAAGUUGUUCCUCAGUUAGAUCAGUGUCAAGGGGCUGUGUUGCUAUGGAGGCAGUGUACGGAUGGCUGCAGUGUGUACAGCACCUCCACAGAGACUUUCAUACAGACACUCAGCAAUGCUUAUGCCAGCAGACUCCCAGAGAGAGGCGCUGGUUUUUCGGAUACAGUGUUCCUGCAUCUGGUGGAACGUAUCCUGCAGAGAAAGUUGCCUAGACGUGGAGGUACGGCCAAAGAGACUCUCACGCUCUUCCAGUUCUGGAGCUACCUGGAAGCAGAUGGAGUGAAUGACCUGGAGGCACACAUUCCUGAGCUUGCUGAAGAAGUGUGGCUUGUUCAAUGCCUACAGUCUGAAGAUCAAGAUGUUCUGGUGAGGUCUUUGAAGAAGCCUCCGGAAUGCAGUCUGAAGAGGGAGGGCCUACGAGCAGUCAGUAUGCUGCUGAGGGACCCUAGGGGAAAGGUUUCCAGUGCUGCCAGCUCCUUGCUACGGAGUCUAGCUGAUCAAACCCGUCACAGGGAGAGGGCGCUGGUGAGCUGUCUGGAGCUUUUGGAGGAUAAAAGCAUUGAGACUCGGGUGUGUGGAUGUAAAGCACUCGCAUGUCUGAAGGCCAAAGAGAGCAUUGAGCAGCUGGUGUAUCUGUGCAGGACAGAUAAAGAGGAUGUGCGGGAUGCUGCCAAACAAGCUCUGCUUGUGCUAGGUGAGGAGGGGAAGGUUGCUCAUAGACAGAUCGAGUCGUCACAAGGUGGAAUGUCACGCCUUUUUUCACCUGGCAGUAUGGCCAGUACAGCUUUCUAACACAAUCAGAAGAUCAGAAAAAAUAUACUUGUAUCUUGGUAUACUCACUGUCAUGAUCAUGCCAAUUAAAACUAUUAAAUGUACACUAUUAAAAAUGCAAAAGUACACUAUUCACCGUACAAGUGCAGUUUCAAAUGACAAAUCAGUGUGAUCCCACUCCCGCUCUCAUGGAGAGUGUCACCAGUGUCCUCCAAGACAUGGACUGAUAUAAUCAAUGAAUGAGAAGAUUUGUACGUCAAGUGUGUUUGUUGUUAAAAUUUUCAGGAUGACCUAAGAUAAACUACUGUAAAGUGAUAAAAGAUGAUACAUAGAGAGAAUGGGGUGGGAAGAGGUUUAUAAAGAAUGUUUUGCUGCCUUAUUUUUUGGCCCAAUGGUGUUGCCUUCACAAUUCAAGAAAGCAGGACCCCGGACAGCAAUACAAGCAGUGACUGUAUUGAUAGUGAUGGGAGAUUAAAGAAAAGUGUUAUUUUCUUGAUGCAAACAGGCAGUAUGUGAUUUUCCACUUUGUAAAGAUUGCUUAUGUGUGUACAUAUUGUUUGGAGAAUGUAUGUUGGUAGUUAGGGGGUCACGCCUCAAGAAAGUAGGAUGGGGAUUACGGAAAGCAUUUCCUUAAUCCCAAAAUAUCAUGGGGACCUUGUUGCCAUCCCAAGUGUAACAGUGCCAUCAUUCCAUAAUGUCAUAUUGUUUAUUGAUGCAGAUUAUAUAUCUAUAUCCCAUUGGAAGUGUAAAUGUUUUGUGUUUAAGUUAAAUGUUAAAAUACUCAAUAGCAAAUGCAUUUGUUGGAUUCACCAUGCACUUCCUUAAAUUUAUGCCACUGGCAAUGUAAUAUCUGCUGUAAAAGUGGUGAAUCUGUUCUUUCUUUCUUUUUCUGAAGAUGUCACCAUUAUUAUGAGUGAAAGAUGUCAACUGUGGUGAAUUCUGCCUUUUGCAGUAGUAGGUUCAGUAAAACUCUCCAUGCUUUUGUGAUAUUUAGUCAUGCUUAUCUCGGGCAUUUCCCCAGUGCUGCUAGACAGAAAGGUUCUGAGUUGGAACCAGGCAUGGUUUAUUUUUUACAUAACACCAUUUUCUAGCUUUGUUUCAGACUUACAUGACAAAGAAUGCCUCUUCAGUGUAUAAGUGCCUCAAAUUAGUAUGGGGAGCAAGAGAUUGAUAUAGAUAUUAUUUAAAACUAAAGACUGUGGUUUAGGAUUCCAAAACUGCAGGACAGAUUUAAAUAUAUUUUUCAUUAUUAUCUACAGGUUGUGCAGCAUUAAAGAAUUGAUUUACUUUUAUUUCCUCUAAAUAUGUAUAUUGUCUGACAACGAUAUUGCUGACAUCAACUGUAAAGGAAACUAUUAAAAUGAUAAACU